GAUCCAGAAUUCCAUCAAAAUCGUUGAAGAGCCGCCGGAUAGUUUAGGAAGAAACUUGCUGCGCAUCUACAACAACCCUCCCUUAAUAGGUAAGGGAUUUUUCUAUGGCUGUCCUGGUAAGCAGGAAGUAUUUUCCAGGCUCCUGUUCGCUUUAUGCAACUUUCACACUUUGCUCCAGCAGCGGCGUAAGUUCAGGAACUGGAAUAUGAUUUGGAGGUUUGAGGAGGCAGAUUUUGCGCAUUUAUUGGAGCUUUUGAGGGAGAGUGUUAACGAGCAAAUUUGCCUGUUUGAGAAAGUUUACUUUGUUAUUGGCGAGUGUAUUUACAACGGGCAUUUGGGCAGCAGCCAUGAAAAGAGUUUUGUUCUGGAAAUGCUCAAGACUUGUGUAAGCGAGAAGGUUCUGGGAAAAAAUCCAGGACAGUCUAAUGGAGGUCGGAUUCAGACUCUCCCCAGCAAGAAUGAUCGACGCGACUAUUUGAGGCACAUUGAGGGCCUGCCAGAGCAGGAGGCAGCUGAUUCGCUCUAUUUGACUGAGCAUCAGUUAUCCGAACAGCAGUUAUUAACAUUCAGGAAUUUUUCGGCUACUGGUUCCCAAAUGCUUCAAACUCUACAGCCAAGCAGUAGGAACCACAAAGGAACUUUUGCCUCUGUAGACGAGCUAAUCGAGCUGAUUCCAGCAAACAUCCAAAAGAAGUUUGUCGAAGACUUUCUAACCAGAGAAAGUCGUAUGUAUCGCAGGCUUUUGGAGAGAAUCCGGGCAGAUUUCAGGCAUCUGAAGUUGGCAUUGCAAGAAGACUUGGAGCUGAGUGAUUCUUUAGAGGACAUUGACCUAAAUAUCUUGCAAAACACGGUGCCAAAAGCUUGGCUGAAACUGUGCUACCCCACUUUGGCCAGUCUGGCACAAUUUGUGAAGGACCUUUCGAAAAAUGUGUGGUUUUUGGAAAAUUUUACACCAAACACCUAUUUAGUAAGAACGCUUUUCUUUCCCCGGGCGAUUUUGGCUUCAGGAGUUCAGGAACUGGAAUGUGAUGUGGAGGUUUGAGGAGGCAGAUCUUGGGCAUUCAUUGGAGCUUUUGAGGGAGAGUGUUAACGAGCAAAUACGCCCGUUUGAGAAAGUUUGCUUUGUUAUUGGCGAGUGUAUUUAUAACAGGUAUUUGGGCAGCAGCCAUGAGAAGAUGGAAGUCCUGCCGCUCGAUAAUUCCAUAUCGGUUCUGCGUUGAGCUUUCGGGAAAGAACCUAUACGAGUAACACGCAACUUUUCAA
Molecule: messenger RNA, 1263 nt
Organism: Dendroctonus ponderosae (mountain pine beetle)
Lineage: Eukaryota; Metazoa; Arthropoda; Insecta; Coleoptera; Curculionidae
Product: dynein axonemal heavy chain 12-like
Biological process (GO): microtubule-based movement
Cellular component (GO): dynein complex
Molecular function (GO): dynein intermediate chain binding; dynein light intermediate chain binding; minus-end-directed microtubule motor activity
Source: RefSeq, a predicted model, not a curated record